Messenger RNA from Achroia grisella, 1952 nucleotides. Its product is annotated as CWF19-like protein 1. Gene Ontology annotation, molecular function: RNA lariat debranching enzyme activator activity. Gene Ontology annotation, cellular component: post-mRNA release spliceosomal complex. Gene Ontology annotation, biological process: mRNA splicing, via spliceosome. The record is from RefSeq and is a predicted model, not a curated record. NCBI's taxonomy places the organism in Eukaryota, Metazoa, Arthropoda, Insecta, Lepidoptera, Pyralidae. Bases 242 to 1846 code for a protein of 534 amino acids. The transcript is spliced from 11 exons.
GGUUUUAAAAUUAUUAUAUUUAUGAGAAAAUUAUAAUUGUAAUUAAUUAAUUAAUUAUAAAUAAACUUUACAUUGCUUUCAAUUUCUCAAGCCAAACUACCAAUGUUCUAUUAUUAUUGUAGAUUCAUAACCACAAAUUCUUACAAUUAGCAAAUAAAAGUUUUCUCUGAGUUAUACAGCAUUACUUUUGUUUUGGAAUUUGAUUUGAUUUUGAUGGUUUAAGAUCAAAUCUUUCACAAACAUGUCUGAUAAACAGAAAACGCUCAUAUGCGGUGAUGUGAACGGAAAUUUUAAUGCACUGUUUUCCCGGGUCGAAUCUAUUGUGAAAAAAUCUGGACCCUUCGACAUUCUUCUGUGCGUUGGAAACUUUUUUGGGGAUGAUAACUCACAGCUGGAUGCAUAUAAAAUGCGUACGAGAAAAGUGCCAGUAACCACAUACAUUUUUGGGCCUUCAAAAUCUGAACAUGUACAAUAUUACUGUGAAGAGGGAUCAGAAAUAGUUCCAAAUGUAAUUUACAUGGGUAAGAGAGGAAUCUUUACAACAAGUUCAGAUAUUAAAAUAGCAUAUCUAAGUGGUUUGUCUCGUAGAGAGCUUGGCAAGGAUAUUCCCAUGUGUGUGUUUGAGCCCAGUGACUGUAGUGCUGUUAGAGAUGCAUGUUUUAGAGGACAGAGUGAGUACAGGGGCAUAGAUGUACUUAUAACUACUCUGUGGCCUGCGGGAAUACAACAGGAUGAAACUCAAAAGGUUGAUAUUGAAGAGGACCGGCAGUCAGACUUGUUAGCAUGGCUCUCAAUUCAUUUGAAGCCUAGAUAUCAUUUUGUUCCAUCUGUAAACAAAUAUUAUGAGAGACAACCAUAUAGGAACCAGAGUAUUCAUCAAGAUUACAGAGAAUGUGCUACUAGGUUCAUAGGUCUAGCUCCAGUAGGUAAUAAGGUGAAAGAGAAGUGGAUAUAUGCAUGUUCUUUACAACCAAUCUCAAAAAUGCGCAUGACUGAUUUGCUACAAGCCACUACAGAUGAAACUCCAUGUCCAUAUGACCCGGAACUUUUGAAACAACACCAGCCUGGCAAAGUUGUUAAGUGCACUGGAAAUGGUCAAUUUUUCUUCAAUAUGGAUGCAGCAGAUGAUGAUCAGGGCAAAAGAAAAAGAAAGGGUGGUGAUAAUCCUGAGAGAAAGAAGAAAGAAAUUGAUCCAGAUUCCUGUUGGUUCUGUCUGUCUUCACCUACUGUGGAGAAGCACCUAGUGAUCACUGUGGGUACACAUUGCUACUUAGCAUUAGCAAAGGGUCCCCUUACGCCACACCAUGUGUUAAUUCUACCAAUAGCUCACUAUCAAUCUGUUACGCGGGCACCAGACGAUGUUAUAAACGAAAUAAAUAAAUUCAAAUCCGCUCUGAGGAAAUUCUUUGCGUCAAUAGACAAGGCGGUGGUCUUCUUUGAAAGGAAUUUUUAUACUACACAUAUGCAAAUACAGUGCGUGCCUGUGUCGAGGGCAUGCUCUUCGCAAGUACUCGAAGUGUUUCAGGAUGAAGCAGGUAUAAACAGUAUUCAAAUUGAAGUGUUACCACCGUACACUGAAAUAAGUCAAGUGACGUUGCCUGGCGCGCCGUACUUCCACGCCGAACUACCCUCCGGUGAACAAGUGUAUGCCAAGACAAAACAACACUUCCCAUUACAGUUUGGCAGGGAUGUUUUGUCAAGUACUCCAAUACUAAAUUGCGAAGAUAAAGCAGACUGGCGACUGUGUGAACUUAGCCGGGAGGAGGAGUUGACGUAUGUGGCCAACUUUAGAGAACAGUUCCGCCCUUACGACUUCACAGCCGAAGAAGACAGCGACAGCGAUUAAAGUUACAAUUUUACUGAUGAAAGGUUAACUACAAUUCAACUUUGUUUCUAUUGCGUCUAUGAGAUCAUGAUGUAGAUUUUUUUACAAUAAAAGGUAUUGUGUUUUA